Caenorhabditis bovis is the source of this 468-nucleotide messenger RNA. The record is from the annotation of a GenBank genome assembly. NCBI's taxonomy places the organism in Eukaryota, Metazoa, Nematoda, Chromadorea, Rhabditida, Rhabditidae.
AUGAUAGCACUGCUUCAAUUGUUUCUGCCACUCGCAAUGUUGCCAUAUUUUGUGGCGCAAAACGAUGAAUGCAUUACUUCAUGCUCUUUGACUUAUAUGGGAGAAGGAAUUGUUCCACAUGUAUACAAUGAAUGUUCAUGUCAAAUUAUCCAAGAGGCAGCGACAGCGUUUCACAUUCCCACGCGUUGCACCCCGUAUUACCGAUCACUCAAGUUUAGAAACAAGAGUACUGGAGAAGUAUUGCUUCAUAAAGCAGUGGUGCGAGUCUGCGUUGGACUGAAUUCUCGACAUGCUGUAAAUCAAUCAUUGUUCGAUGAGGAAGAGCGCUUGUUUCUUGAAAAUCGAGUGUAUGAAGCUCUUGAGUAUACCCCAGAGCCUUUGGAAACAAAACCCUCAUGGAUAUUUGGAUUCCGAAACAAUGUGAUGCAGCUUUAUCGAAAACCCGACGGUCAUCUUCGAUUCGGAUAA